AUGGCGCCGUUUCGCAUCGUCAUCGUGGGCGGUGGCAUCGCAGGCUUCACGGCUGCCAUUGCCCUCCGUGGAGCCAACAGACAUAUCACAAUCCUCGAACAAUCGGGCUUGAACAAGGAGAUUGGCGCUUUGAUUUCUUUGCAGCCGAAUGCUUCGAGGAUUAUGGAGUCCAAGUGGAAUCUGAGCCAGGAACUCUUGGAGGCGCGGCAAAUGGUGGAUGAAGGAUUCCGGAUAUACAACACAGAAGGAAAGCUGGUCAACACUAUACCUUUGCUGACAAAGAAAAAGUAUGGUGCGGAGCGUCUCUUGUUUCAUCGGAGAGAUCUCCAUGAGGCACUGAAAAGUGCAGCUGUCUCACCCAUGCGGGCAGGAGAUCCAGCCAUUGUGCGAGUCACGUCGAGGGUUGUUGACUGUGACGUACUGAAAGGAACAGUCACUCUGGACGGAGGUGAAAUAGUCGAAGGAGACGUUAUUAUUGGUGCAGAUGGAAUCCAUAGCGUUCUUCGAAAACAUGUACUCGAGGAAGCACCUAGUCCUAUGCCGACCGGCCAUUCUGCAUAUCGACUUAUGAUGCCAACAGAAAUCCUUGAAAAGGAAGAACCUGAAUUUUGUGCUAAGAUCAAUCCCCGAGAGCCUUUCACCUCGAUGAUCGUCGCUCACGACUGUCGUCUCAUCAUGGGACCCGGAAGACAAGGCGAGGUUUAUGGGAUUGUCGCUUUAGUGCCGGAUGACCAAAUGAACGAGGAUCCCCAUGCAAAACAGUCUUGGGUUGCAGAGGGAGACUUGGAAAAGAUGAUGCAGACUUUUGCCGACUUUCCGUCCUGGGUCAAAAAUAUCUUCAAGUAUGAUUCCAAGGCCAUGCGCAUCUUUCUUAGAAGACUGCUUACCAUUCACAAAAGACACUCCGCCGAUCUGGGCCUUUGGCAACUACGGGAUCUUGUAGGCUCUCCUAUCAAAUUUGUCUUACGUAGCUCACAAGUACAGGAUCCUUUGAAAACGUGGCAUCGUGGCCGUGUAAUCAUCAUUGGAGAUGCCGCACAUGCCAUGUUACCAACGCAAGGUCAGGGGGCCAGUCAAGCAAUCGAGGACUCUGAAGCUCUUGGAGCAUUCUUUGAUGAGAUCAUUGAACCACCAUCUGCUGAAGUCCUUACAAAAGCACUCGAGGAUAUCUUCCAGGUACGCUACAAACGUGCAAGUCUGAUCCAGGCAUAUAGUCGGCAAGCAGCCAAGCCAGCAACAGCCCAGGGAAAUAAAGUAGUUACAAUGAAACCGGACGAGUUCAUGGACUUCAACUGCAGAUAUGACGGGGCCAAAGAAUGGCAACAGCUUAGAGAAUACAAUGAGGAUCAUGCUUCACUUCCUCAAUUCUCCCCGAUAACUACAACGCCGGAUUCGAGUCUCUCGGAUUUGAGUGUACCCCCUGCAACGGAGUACUCAGGCGGCCAUGGAAUUUACGACUCCAAUUUCGCACAAGAGCUUACCCUAGAUCCAUUUCUUCCAGAUACUGUGCCGGUAUAUCCUAACCUGAACAAUUUCCCAGCCUUUUUUGAGCAGGUUAUGCUACCAAAUGUCGAAAUGGAAAUCCCACAAGAAACACAGCAGCCUCGUGGCGUAUUCGACUUCAUGCUAGAUACCGAUUUCAUUUCCCCCGAAAACGAUCUUUUUGAUACAAAUUUCAUGCCUGACCUUGAUCGAAUACUGGAUACUGGACCCUCCAUUUGCGGAUCUGAAGAUCUACAGAAUUCUCAACUUGGUGAUCAUGAGUCGGCAAGCAGGCGAGCAGCUGCCUUCCGAAAGUCUUUCUGGCUUUGGGUGCCAGAAAAGAACCAACAUGCGUUCAGCGAGGAGAGAAGGAUUCCUCUCCGAGAUGGGGACACUAUCCCACCGAAGCAUCGAAACCGACUCGAGGUUCUGCAAAUACCAGGGAAACUAUCCAUGCACUCACGAGAUGAUAUCUUCAAAUUGGUCGUUCGAACGGCCGGUUCUCGACUUUCAGUUUCCUCUUUCCCUUCUGCUGAGUACCUGGAUACGCUGAUCAAAGUCGGCAUUGGAAAGCGAACAGAGACCGAUGCAUGGAUCCAUCCAUAUACGUUUUACGAUCAGAAGUUGAGACCUGAAUUGUUGACUGGCUUGGUCGCAGCAGGAUGUGAAAUCACCAGAGUAUCCCUGGCUCAACUUGUCGAGGAUGAUAACAGUGUUUUGCGCGAUCUGCAGUGGCUACAAGCAUCGAUGCUCUGGUUAGAUAUUGGCAUCUUCUGUGGCUAUAGACGAAAGAUGCAAAUAGCCGAAAGCUAUCUACAACCACUGUGUACUGCUUUCCGACGUGCUGCGGCAUUUGACAGAUCUAUAUACUCGGUCAUAACACCUUAUUUGGCUGGUGAGGACGACCAGUCUUUGAAUAAUGUCUGGCAUGAGUGGGUAAGACAAGAAUCACUUAAGCGAUUGGCUUACCAUCUAUUUGGUCACGAUAUAGAGGUUGCCAUGGCUAUGAACCGCCCGGCUCUUACUUCAUAUACGGAGUUAACAUUACCCUUCCCUGCUGCAAGAGAUCUCUGGCUCGCACCUACAGCUACUGCAUGGAGAGAUCUUUGGAAUACAAAGUACCGUGUUGUAGAGGUGUCGGACUUCAGUCUCCGAGACUUAUUAUCUGAUCCGUCAUUAAUGACACAUAUCCCCAUUGAGAUGGACUUUGAUAUUGCAAGAACUGCAUUGUUACAGGGAAUGGCCAGCCAGGUGUGGGAAACUCGCCAACAGCUGAUUUUAUCCCAGGGAUCGCAGCCUAGCACCCGUGCUAUGGCUCGACUGUGGCUACAAAGCAGACAAGAUGAUCUUUAUACCACCUUGAAGUCCAUAUCUGAGAAUCCACCGACGCCUCCACCUGUGACAACAUUACUCAACGAGUUUGUACUGAUGUACCUCCACAUUGAUAUUGAUGCCAUCCAACGAUUUGUUGGUAAACUCGGGGACCUGGAUGCUCGCCGAGCAUACCCUCGUCUUCGAGACUGGAGUCACACAAAAGAAGCACGGACGAGUAUCUGGCAUGCUGGUCAGGCUUUGCGUGCUGCACGAGCUGUUAAUACGUAUCAGCUACGUGGAUUCGAUGCUAUGGCUAUCUACCACGCUGCGUUGGUUUUGUGGGUAUACGGGCUACUCCAGUGCGGAGAGUUAAAGCAGCUUGAAGCCAAGACACCCAUGAGUGAAACAGACUUGCCACCAUGUGUUUUACUUGAUGGGCCAGAAGACAAGGUGACCAAAGCGUUCUUGGGUCAUGGUAUUGGUCGCCCAGGACUGACAAUGACCCGGGGUGGUCCCGAUGGGGAUACUCCAAUGUUCUGUGAACUGAGCAAGCCACGCUCAGUCAUGGUUAUUGCUCGGCAGGUCUUUGAAGGGAAUUGUCCUUGUCCUUUUCCGGAGGACCGUCUGCCACCAAUGAUCCAAAACUUGUCCAACUAA
Molecule: messenger RNA, 3453 nt
Organism: Penicillium arizonense
Lineage: Eukaryota; Fungi; Ascomycota; Eurotiomycetes; Eurotiales; Aspergillaceae
Exons: 15
Coding region: 1-3453 (1150 amino acids)
Biological process (GO): DNA-templated transcription
Molecular function (GO): FAD binding; zinc ion binding; DNA binding
Source: RefSeq, a predicted model, not a curated record